Lotus japonicus is the source of this 1132-nucleotide messenger RNA. RefSeq names its product bidirectional sugar transporter SWEET9-like. The record is from RefSeq and is a predicted model, not a curated record. Gene Ontology annotation, biological process: carbohydrate transport. Gene Ontology annotation, molecular function: sugar transmembrane transporter activity. The transcript has 6 exons. Gene Ontology annotation, cellular component: membrane. The coding region runs from base 87 to 869 and encodes 260 amino acids. NCBI's taxonomy places the organism in Eukaryota, Viridiplantae, Streptophyta, Magnoliopsida, Fabales, Fabaceae.
GAAGCACAAAUUGUCCUCCUACUCAUACCGCACAAAAGGCAAAGCUUUCCCCCAACACUUAGCUACCAAAUACCACAACCUCCAAAAUGAUUUCAAUUUCUGAACGUGAGAUGGUUUUAAUCUUUGGUCUCCUAGGUAACAUUGUGUCCUUCAUGGUGUUCUUAGCACCCUUGCCAACCUUCUAUACAAUUUACAAGAAAAAAUCAUCUGAAGGGUUCCAGUCAAUCCCAUAUGUGGUUGCACUUCUAAGUGCAAUGUUGCUGCUAUAUUAUGGUUUCCUCAAGACCAAUGCACUCUUGAUUAUCACCAUCAACUGUAUUGGAUGUGCUAUAGAAGUUUCAUACCUAAUGAUGUACAUUAUAUAUGCUCCCAAGAAGCAGAAGAUAUCCACCUUGUUAUUGAUACUAAUGGCAGACAUAGGAGGUCUUGGCUUGACCAUGAUAAUCACCAUGUUUGUUGUGAAGAGUGCUGAGCGUGUUCAUGCUGUUGGAUUGAUUUGCGCCAUUUUUAACAUUGCGGUCUUUGCUGCUCCCUUAAGCAUCAUGAGAAAAGUCAUCAAAACCAGAAGUGUAGAGUACAUGCCAUUUUCCUUGUCCUUGUUUCUUACCCUCUGCGCCACCAUGUGGUUUUUCUAUGGGCUCUUUGACAAGGAUAACUACAUCAUGAUGCCAAAUGUGCUAGGAUUUUUGUUUGGCAUCUCCCAGAUGAUCUUAUACAUCAUAUACAAGAAUGCUAAGAAGAAAGUAGAAGUUGAGGCUACAGAGCAACAAGAAUGGGGGAAUACAGAGAAACCUGCACAGCAUAGCAAUGAUGGGAAUAAUAAACUUGUUCUCCCUUCAGUGGUGGAAAUGAAAGAGAACAUAGUUUGAUAUUGCUAAGGACUGUAUAUAUAGGGUCUAGGAUAAAUAUGCUUAGUAUUGAUGAAAUAAUGUCUCUUAUCUAAUUACUCUGCUGUACUAGGGACUAUUGCCACUUUAUAAUUGGCAUGCAAUGCCCAUGUAGUAGACUAAUUAUUAUAGUUCUAGUUAAAGUAACUAUGAGUUUAUAUGGUGUGUUUGAAAUUGAAGUUCCAACAAGAAGGUCAAAUUAUGCAUGUUGAAAGCAACACUAAAGAUUCCAGGUGUUUCUUUGG